UAGAGAGAGAGAGAGAGAGAGAGAGAGAGAGAGAGAGUGAUAUUAGCUGCUGGCCAACAAAAGAUAACUUUAAUUCUCAUCUGGUUCUUGAUGUACAGAGACUGAGAAUUAAUCUAUGGCUUCCAUGAGCAAAGCUGUCUCUCCUGAAUCAGUUAGAAUAGGCAACUCUGAUGAGGAAAGUAGCUGGACCUUUUACUUCGAAGACUUUUUGUGCAACAAUGAUGAGCAAAGUUAUAACUCUCUCUCUUCCGGCCAUUCUCUAGUUUCUGAUGCUGCUUCUUCCUCGGCGGCGGCGAAGAAGUUCUUGGAUAAUUAUCAGUUGGAGAAGAGUGGCAGGAACUUGAGCUUCAAGAAGAGGAAAACAAAAGGGCCUUUUGUUGAUGAUGCUCUGGAGGAUACUGCUAGUUCUCCUGUAAAUAGUCCAAAGGUUUGUCAUUUGAACCAACUGGGAAUGCCUCCAAAAGAGAAAGGCAGCAUGGACAUUUUAGAGGAGGUGAAAGGCAUUCAUGCUUCUGGCCAGACAAAUGAAUUUAAUGAGUUGGGUACUGUUGGGAGAGACGGCGACUCUUCAGAACUCAAGAAAAGAGGCCUUUGCUUAGUGCCUCUGUCUAUGUUGUCCAAAUAUCUUGGUUAGGCUUCAAAUUACCAUCAUAAUCAUAUUUAAUAUAUAUACUUGCAUACAUAAGAACAUCACGACCGUCUCUCUCUCUCUCUCUCUCCCUCUAUCUGUUGAACUUAAUGAUGAGUUUAGAAAUAUCAGAGAUAUACUUUGGGUA
Diospyros lotus (date-plum) is the source of this 776-nucleotide messenger RNA. RefSeq names its product vascular-related unknown protein 1-like. Bases 116 to 634 code for a protein of 172 amino acids. Lineage: Eukaryota; Viridiplantae; Streptophyta; Magnoliopsida; Ericales; Ebenaceae. Gene Ontology annotation, biological process: xylem development. The record is from RefSeq and is a predicted model, not a curated record. The transcript is spliced from 3 exons.